Dama dama (fallow deer) is the source of this 6630-nucleotide messenger RNA. RefSeq names its product dispatched RND transporter family member 1 (gene DISP1). The transcript has 8 exons. NCBI's taxonomy places the organism in Eukaryota, Metazoa, Chordata, Mammalia, Artiodactyla, Cervidae. The coding region runs from base 2013 to 6611 and encodes 1532 amino acids. The record is from RefSeq and is a predicted model, not a curated record. Gene Ontology annotation, cellular component: membrane.
CAGUAUGUCACCUUGCUAAAGCUCACCUGGGAACUUGUGUGUUAGAGGACUCAAAUUUUCCCGUAUUCUGUGUGUGUUCAUGUUCAAGGACUGAGAAACACCAUGAAGAUUAUUUGGGGAUUACAAAUAAAUUUUAGCAUGUAGGCAUAUUUGCAAAUACAGAAUCCACAAAUAAUAUGGAUCAACUGUACCUGGGAGUAAAAUUGCUGUGUCAUAUGGUAACUCUGUGUUUAUUUUUUUGAGAAACUGCUGGACUGUUUUCCCUAGUGGCUAUACUGUUUUACAUUCCCACCAAUGUUGUAUGACAUUCCAGUUUUUCCUUGCCAACUCUUCUUCUCUCCCUCCUUCCCUUCUCCCUUCCUUCCUUUCCUCUCCCCUUCCUUCCUUCCCACUCUUCUUCCUUCCCUUCCUUCCUUUCUUCCCUCCCUCCCUUAUUCCUUCCUCUCUUUUUUUGACUAUAGCUAUCUUGUGGUAAGUCACUUCAUGUCGAACUCUUUGCGACUCAGCUUCCUCUACCUUUGAGAUUCUCCAGGCAAGGAUACUGGAGUGGGUUGCCGUGCCCUCUGCCAGAGGAUCUUCCUGAUCCAGGGAUGAAACCCGAGUCUCCUGUGGCUCCUGCAUUGUAGACAGGUUCUUUACCUCUGAGCCACCAGGGAAGCCCUAGGUAUCCUUGUGGCUGUCAAGUGGUCUCUCAUUGUGGUUUUAAUUUGCAUUUCCUUAAUAACUAGUGAUGCUGAGUGCAUAUUAGCCAUCUGUAUAUUUUCUUUAGAAAAGUCUCUAUUCUAAAACUUUGCCUGUUUUUAAAUUGGAUUAUUUGUCUUUUUAUUGUUGAGUCGUAAGUUUUAUAUAUUAUAAUUACUAGCCCCUUAGAUAUGUGGUUUGCAAAUAUUUUCUCCCACUCAAAAGGUUUUUUCACUUUCUUGAUAAUGUUCUUCGAUAUAUAAGUUUUUUAUAUUGAUGAAGCCCAAUUUCAUCUAUUUUUUUCUUUGACUACUUGUAUUACCUUCUUUAAUUUUGAAAUUGCUAUCAAUACAGCCCGUUGUAAGAGUUGUUUACACAUUUUUAUUAAAGAAAUCCUAAAAAGUUAGAUUUCAUGGAUUCAGUAAAUUAUCACUUAUUUGUCAAUAGCUGUCAUAUGUAAUUUUAAAGCAUUUAUUUGCAGGUAUUUGCAAGGUUUUUAUGUUGUUGUGACUGUGGAAUUUUAAAUACUGGCAUCAACAGGACCACAAAUUUAUAAAAAGCAGUGUUAAAUUCAUUUAACUGUUUUUGUUAAGGACAAUUGAAGAGAAACACUUAAAACUGCUUUAAAUAAUACUUUCUGUUUUAAUAAAGAAGCCUGCCUCUUUGAAAAACUAUGAACUUUUUGCCUUAAAAGCAGAGUCUCAAGAGCCAUUUGUGAGAGAACACAAGAAUCCCCGGAACUUGGAAAUAAACACGAAUUGGUGUUUAUUUGUGUUAGUUUAAAUGCAGUAGCCCUAUGUGUCAGAAAACUGAAUCUGCAACACUUAAGUUAGGCUAAGCAAGCAAAUAAUGUCAGCUAACAUGGCUUUAAUCUACUAAGUAACUUUAAGUCCAAAAGAUCAAAGGAAGUUAUAACUAAAAACAGUCCUUCGUGCAAUUUCCCUGUAGAAGCAGGAAAAGGCUAGAAAUUACAUGUCAGCUUCAUAUCCUGGCUUGCUGACCUUGCGCUCAGAUCAAGCCCCUCUGUAUGCCAGCUGUUACCAUUACGGAGACCUUGCCCCCAGGGGUUAAGUAGGAGAAAACCUCUCCUGUCCUAUAGGAGAGCAAACUCGGAAAGUUCCAGCCCCUGACAUGCCUAAUUCAAGGCAGUCUGCAUGUGCUUGUCAUUCGUCUGUCCGCUGCUCCGAGGAGCUGCUCCCGCGGCUCCCUGGUCGCCCUCUGCUGUGCUGGGUCCUGCGGCCACUCUCGGCUGUGGCUGCUGUAGUCACUUGCAGACCAGACCGAACCAGGAACGCUGCUUCUCUUAGCAGAAAGGGUUAGGAAACUGGAGCAUGGCUAUGAGCAACGGAAACAGCGAUUUUAUGGUUCUGAGCAAUGGCAGCAUCGCAACCAGUGCUACCACCCCUUCUCCCCUCACCCCCGGUGAUGGAGACCCUGCAGCCCAGCAGCUCGCACCCAAAGAAGCACCCAGAACAAAAGUGAGUCCAAAUGGAUGCCUGCAAGUUAAUGGCACAGUUAAAUCAUCCUUUCUGCCUUUAGACAACCAAAGAACGCCGCCGGUGUUACCCCAGUGCUGCCAUCCUUGCCCAUACCAUCACCCUUUGACUCCCCAUGACAGUCACCAAGAGUGCCAUCCCGAGGCUGGCCCUGCAGCACCUCCCGCUUUGGCCUCGUGUUGCAUGCAGCCACACUCAGAGUACUCUGCAUCUCUCUGUCCAAACCAUUCACCUGUUUAUCAGACAACGUGCUGUCUUCAGCCCUCUCCAUCCUUCUGCCUGCAUCAUCCGUGGCCUGACCAUUUUCAGCAUCAGCAUGUGCCGCAGCACAUAGCCAACAUCAGACCAUCCAGACCUUUCAAGUUACCAAAAAGUUACGCAGCCCUGAUAGCAGACUGGCCUGUGGUCGUCUUGGGCCUGUGCACGGUGUUCAUCGUGGUCUGUGCCUUGGUUGGAGUAUUAGUGCCAGAGCUUCCCGAUUUCUCUGAUCCAUUGCUGGGUUUUGAACCAAGAGGGACUGCAAUAGGCCAGAGACUGGUCACAUGGAAUAACAUGGUGAAAAAUACAGGAUACAAGGCAACAUUAGCAAAUUACCCCUUUAAAUAUGCAGAUGAACAAGCCAAAAGCCAUCGGGAUGAUAGAUGGUCAGACGAUCAUUAUGAAAGAGAGAAGAGAGAAGUUGACUGGAACUUCCACAAGGACAGCUUUUUCUGUGACGUUCCAAGUGACCGAUAUUCCAGAGUAGUAUUUACUUCAGCUGGAGGGGAGACAUUGUGGAAUUUACCUGCAAUUAAAUCAAUGUGCAAUGUAGAUAAUUCAAGGAUCCGAUCGCAUCCGCAGUUUGGCGAUCUCUGCCAGAGGACCACGGCUGCUUCCUGCUGCCCCAGCUGGACGCUGGGGAACUACAUCGCUAUUCUGAACAACAGAUCAUCCUGUCAGAAAAUCGUGGAGCGCGAUGUUUCUCAUACCUUGAAGCUUCUCCGCACCUGCGCCAAACACUACCAGAACGGCACCCUGGAGCCAGACUGCUGGGAUAUGGCAGCCCGGAGGAAGGACCAGCUCAAGUGCACCAACGUGCCACGGAAAUGCACCAAGUACAACGCCGUGUACCAGAUCCUCCACUACUUGGUGGACAAGGACUUCAUGGCCCCGAAGACAGCCGAUUCCACGCCCACUCUGAAAUACAGCAUGCUCUUUUCGCCCACCGAGAAAGGCGAGAGCAUGAUGAACAUCUACCUGGACAACUUCGAAAACUGGAACGCAUCCGACGGCGUCACCACUGUCACCGGCAUUGAGUUUGGUAUCAAGCACAGCUUGUUUCAGGAUUAUCUUCUGAUGGAUACCGUGUAUCCCGCCAUCGCCAUGGUGAUCGUCCUUUUAGUCAUGUGCCUCUACACCAGGUCCAUGUUCAUCACCCUGAUGACGAUGUUUGCCAUUAUCAGUUCUUUGAUCGUGGCCUAUUUUCUCUACCGCGUGGUGUUUAACUUUGAAUUUUUCCCUUUUAUGAACCUCACCGCGCUUAUUAUUCUGGUGGGCAUUGGAGCAGACGAUGCUUUCGUCCUAUGUGACGUCUGGAACUACACCAAAUUUGACAAGCCUCACGCGGAAACAUCAGAGACAGUGAGCAUCACGCUGCAGCACGCUGCCCUGUCCAUGUUUGUCACCAGUUUUACCACGGCAGCUGCCUUUUACGCCAACUACGUGAGCAACAUCACGGCCAUCAGAUGCUUCGGGGUGUAUGCGGGGACAGCCAUCCUCGUCAAUUACGUGCUGAUGGUCACGUGGCUUCCGGCGGUGGUUGUCCUGCACGAGCGGUAUCUGCUUAAUAUCUUCAGCUGUUUCAAGAAGCCCCAGCAGCAGAUUUACGACAACAAAAGCUGCUGGACGGUGGCCUGUCAGAAGUGCCACAAAGUCCUUUUUGCCAUUUCAGAAGCAUCUCGAAUUUUUUUUGAAAAAGUCUUGCCGUGCAUCGUUAUUAAGUUUCGCUACCUCUGGGUAUUCUGGUUCCUGGCCUUAACGGUGGGCGGGGCCUACAUCGUCUGCAUAAACCCAAAGAUGAAGCUGCCCUCCUUGGAGCUCUCCGAGUUUCAGGUGUUCAGGUCGUCUCACCCUUUUGAACGUUACGACGCCGAGUACAAAAAGCUGUUCAUGUUCGAGCGCGUCCACCACGGAGAGGAGCUCCACAUGCCCAUCACGGUCAUCUGGGGUGUAUCCCCAGAGGACAACGGCAACCCCCUAAACCCUAAGAGCAAAGGGAAGCUGACCUUGGACAGCGCCUUCAACAUCGCUAGUCCGGCUUCACAGGUCUGGAUUUUGCACUUCUGUCAAAAACUGAGAAAUCAGACCUUCUUUUACCAGACCGAUGAACAGGACUUCACCAGCUGCUUCAUCGAGACAUUUAAGCAGUGGAUGGAAAACCAGGACUGCGAUGAGCCUGCCUUAUACCCCUGCUGCAGCCACUGGAGCUUCCCCUACAAGCAGGAGAUUUUCGAACUGUGCAUCAAGAGAGCCAUCAUGGAGCUGGAGAGGAGCACAGGCUACCACUUAGACAGCAAGACCCCGGGGCCGAGGUUUGACAUCAAUGACACCAUCAGGGCAGUUGUGCUAGAGUUCCAGAGUACCUACCUCUUCACCCUGGCUUAUGAAAAAAUGCAUCAGUUUUAUAAAGAGGUGGACUCAUGGAUUUCCAACGAGCUGAGUUCUGCCCCUGAGGGCCUCAGCCAUGGCUGGUUUGUCAGCAAUCUGGAGUUCUAUGACCUCCAGGACAGCCUCUCCGAUGGCACCCUCAUUGCCAUGGGGCUGUCCGUGGCCGUGGCCUUCAGUGUGAUGCUGCUGACCACUUGGAACAUAAUCAUCAGCCUUUACGCCAUCAUUUCGAUUGCCGGAACUAUAUUUGUCACUGUGGGUUCCCUCGUCCUACUGGGCUGGGAGCUGAACGUUUUGGAGUCAGUCACCAUUUCGGUGGCGGUGGGCCUGUCUGUAGACUUUGCUGUCCAUUAUGGGGUGGCUUAUCGCUUGGCCCCAGACGCUGACCGAGAAGGGAAGGUGAUCUUCUCUCUGAGUCGCAUGGGCUCUGCCAUCGCCAUGGCCGCACUGACCACCUUUGUGGCUGGGGCCAUGAUGAUGCCCUCUACGGUUCUGGCUUACACCCAGCUAGGCACCUUCAUGAUGCUCAUCAUGUGUAUUAGCUGGGCUUUCGCCACCUUCUUUUUCCAGUGCAUGUGCCGGUGCCUUGGGCCGCAGGGGACCUGCGGUCAGAUCCCUUUACCUAAAAAACUCCAAUGCAGUGCCUUCUCCCACGCCUUGUCUGCAAGUCCCAGUGACAAGGGACCAAGCAAGACACACACCCUGAAUGCUUAUCAUUUAGAUCCCAGGGGCCAGACAUCAGAAAUGGAACAUGAGUUUUAUGAAUUGGAACCUCUGGCAGCCCACAGCUGUGCAGCAUCUGAGAAGACCACUUACGAAGAGACCCACAUCUGCUCUGAAUUUUUCAGCAGCCAGGCGAGGCAUUUAGGGCUGCCUGUCCAUGCAGCUUACAACAGUGAACCCAACAAAAGCACCAAAAAUGAAAUGAGCCCUGCCUUGUUGCAGGCCUCUCUUGAACAGCACACCAUGUGUCACUUCUUCUCUCUGAAUCAGAGAUGCAGCUGCCCAAAUGCCUACAAACAUUUGAAAUACAGCCCACCCUGCUGCCAGCAGAUGGGCGACUGUUUGUGCCACCAGUGCGCUCCCACUGCCAGCAGCUUUGUGCACGUCCAGAACGGCCUGGCGCCUCUGAAGACCGCACACCAAGCCCCCGAGGGCUUCGUGCAUCCGGUCCCUCGCAUCCACCCCUGUCCUGGCCGACAGUGCAGGGCAAAACCGCCUGGAGCCCAGAAUGCUCUGCCCAGGAGUUUCUUCCUCCACCCAGUGCAGCACAUUCAGGCCCAAGAAAAAAUCACUAAGACCAGUGUACACAGUCUUCAGAGCCUCGAAGAGCAUCUUCCAAAGAUGGUAGAGCCAUCAUCUUUGGUUUGCAGAAGUGCCGGAGCCUUACACAAAGCCUGCUGUGGUCCUGAGACUCACCCAAGGGGACUCUGUAAAAACAGAGACCUCGGGACCAUGGAGGGAAGUGGCGGGGCCGCCGCCAAGGACUCCGUUUCAGUGAGUCAGACCAACAAUGCAGAAAGGCAGGUGGAGCCGAGCCCAUCACAGACUGAUGUCAUUGUGAGCUCGGAACAUUUAAAUCAGAAUGAACCCAAAUUUCUAUUUAACCAUUUAAUAGGGGAGGCCGGUUAUAUGUCCUGCCCAAACAACCCACAGAGCCGUGGCAGACUUGUGAGAGUGAAGUGCAAUUCUGUGGACUGUCCAAUACCAAACAUUGAAGCCAAUGUGCCUGCUCUAUUAACACCCUCGGAACUUUCUGGCGAAAGUUUGUUAAUAAAAACACUUUAAUAAAUAUAGUGUUAAACCA